Molecule: messenger RNA, 4610 nt
Organism: Pocillopora meandrina
Lineage: Eukaryota; Metazoa; Cnidaria; Anthozoa; Scleractinia; Pocilloporidae
Source: the annotation of a GenBank genome assembly
AUGGAUCGAGGAUUUAUCUUGCAGCACAUUGGUGGGUUAAAUAGUUCUAAAUAACUAAUGUUCAAGGGGUUGAGGGUGAAGGUUACAGUAUGAUUAACUGGGAUUCCACAGCCGGAAUAGGUGCUUUUUAACACAAUGUUCCCUCAACUAUCCGCUCUUGGGAAGGAGCCUUUUGAUUAAAGAAAAAUUGGUCUUAGCGGUAAACGAGUGUAUCAUCACGAUGAUUAACCGCCAUCUUUUUCACAAUAUGGAUAUCACUCCGCUUUCUCGCAGAAACGUGAUGAGAAGAAAGACAAAGAUUAACUAGGGAACAUUGUUUGAUUUGACACAAAAUUCUUGGAGCUAAUUAUGAGACAUCUGUAAAAGUACAAGAAUAUGUUGGUUUCUUAUUUCUGUUUACAGGAAUAUGUAAAGUACACAUUAAUCAGACCAGUGGAGUCAUUACCACCCCAAAUUACCCUAACAACUAUCCGAACUAUAUGGACUGUCUCUGGACGAUACAGCUUCACCCUGCCAUGCUAAUCCCGCUAGUAUGCGACGAAAUUGCCAUAGAAAAGGAAGAAGGCUGUCCGUAUGAUUACAUGGAGAUACUGGAGGGCGAUGGUCUUCACUCUACGGUCAUAGAAAGACAUUGCGGAGUUUUGAAUCGAUCUCUGACAAUCGAGCGAAACGGAAGUUUGAGCAUACGGUUCGUGUCCGACCAGGAUAAAGAAAAUAAAGGAUUCCGUUGUUCAUAUAACAUUCUCAGAGGUUGGUUUGUAAUAAUCUAUAUCCAUUUAAAGUGCUGUAACUCUAAGUUACCAAACUAAUUAGCACUUUCUUUUCAUGAUGCAUCACACAGCUCACAUAUAUUCUAUCUGUCUCUGUUACGUGUUCCUUUGAAGAGAGAAUCAAGCUAAGCGAUUAAAUCCCUUGGCAGACGUCUUGCUCCAAAGAUCGUGCCUCUCAUGUUACUCAAAUUCUCUGAUUUGUGGGCAAUCACUUGCCAUCUGAAGAUUUAAUUCGUUUCGUAAAUACUAUUUGUAAAGCUACAUGAGAGAGAUCUAAAAAAAGCUUAUUAGAAGGGAUAAGGUCUUUACGUAGUGUGCAGUCUCUUGAUUUGAUCCUCUCACCCCGUCGUCAUCAAGAGGCGAAGAAAUGUGCGGCUGUAAUCGCCAAAUACCACAAAUCGUAAACUUGUUCAAUAUAAAUGACUAAACGACAAUAUUUCUGUAAGGAAAGUAAGUAAAUAAUUAUCAACACUUUUUUACUUAUUUAACUGGACUUGUGUGGAAAUUAGAAAGUUGUCUUCUGCUCUUAUUCGAGUAGCUUUUCAUGGUCCUAGGAUUAUAGUUAAGAUAUAAUGAUAUUUAUUUCUGAUGAUCUCUUAAAGAUUGUGAUAUAAUUCCCCUAGGUAAUUAACAGAUUAACUGGUUUGGUAGCACAUAAAGUACCAUUAUAUCACAAACCAAAUUCUGUCAUAAGAUAACUGACCCGCACAAACUUGACAAAGAUUAUCACUCUAUAAUUCAUAUGAACAUCACUGGACUAGUAACCUAACUGCACGAAAAAGGAAAAAGUCAAAUAGACAUGUGUCGUGCGCACUACUUGACGCUGCAACAAUUGAUGUCCCUUGUGACUCUCCUCAUGUGCUCACACCAUUUGUCGUUAGUUAGAGGAUAUUGGACGCAGUGGACAGAGUGGACGGAGUGUUCCCGCCAUGAAAACCAGACUAGAAGCAGAACGUGCAUAAAUCCUUUGUCAGAAAGCGGACUGGAUCUGCUUUGUGGUGAAAUAGCAGAAACAGAGAGGCGGAAAUGUAGUAAGUAGACGUUCACAUUUAUUUGCUGAAGCAAAUGAUAAUGUUGUUGGUCAGUUGAUCAUCUGACUUCGAAAUAAUGAUAAGGGAAAAGGUAAUGUUCAUCUGAUUUGUUUACCACGAGGAUGAUCACAGACCGAAUUGGAACGACACAAAGCCUUAUUACCAAUUUAUUUUAGUAAAAAUUAAGAAAAAUAGCCAAGUUACGGAAGAAAAGGAAACUUGCCAUCAGGAAAAAGUCUCAAUUUAAGAGUCUGAAGCCUGUUUUUAAGGUGAUUGAAACCAAGGUUGUGAUUGGUUGAUUUAGACUACAACUUUGAAUCUCAUUGGUUAAUUUAAAUCAAAACUUUGAAUGUGAUUAGCUGAUUGAACUAUCCGAUAACAAACUGUCCAACAACAAGCAAUCCGAUAACAACUUUUGGAGCGUUAUAACUUCAAAUUAUAAUUUUUUGAGACAACAGGAAAACUGUUGGUGAACACUAGUGUAAACUCCAAAGCACGUUUGUGUCCCUGGAGUUGUUACUCAUGAGGUGAUGAAAUAAUAAUUUCCUCCAUUUCAGCUGGAGAGCUAUUUCACAUUACAGAUUGGGAAGGAGAACUACGUACUCCAGACUACCCUAACACAUACCCCACCAACUUGGAUCUCACUUGGAUUAAGUCUGUUUCACCUGGAAAUAAAGUAAAGAUCACUAUGCAAGAUUUUAAGGUAAAGAAUAAGGCAAACUUAAUAACAUCAUUCUUAAGUAACUGUUGCCUUUCUUGCUAAUAAUUGGAUUGGACAUUAGCAAUCGGAUAAUCUCAAUCGCCCCAGGUGAAGUUGGAUGAACUGCAAAGCCGCCCCUUUGGUGGAGGAUUUCCCGAACUGCGACUGAUAACAGAGCCUGCCAAUAUAGUCAAUCCUCUCCUAAAGGUCACGUAAUCCAUGAAAGUUCUUCGUUUUAUGCGGAAACAGCUCUUUUAGGGUAGAUUGAUAAACUCGUAGACGGAUGUAUCCUGUUCUUAAUUAUUAGUUUUCAUGUGACUCUCAACAGACGCAAUGCAAUGGAGACUACUUAGAGAUCAGAGAUGGAGACAGCGUGGAGUCUCCGCUGAUUGAGCGACUUUGUGGGAAACCUGAUAAAUCGCCAAGUGAGAUUACUUCAUCUGGGACUAGCAUCUUAUUGCACUUCGUGUCUGACAAUGUAAAUGAUACCUUCAUGGAUUUAUCUUGCAGCACAUUGGUGGGUCAAAUAGUUCCAACUAAGUAAUGUUCAAGGGGUUGAGGGCGAAGGUUACAGUUUGAUUAACUGGGAUUCCACAGCUUGAAUAGGUGUUUUUCAACAUUGUGUUCCCUCCACCGUCCUCUACCGGGAAGGAACCUUUUGAUAAUAAAAAAACUUGGCGGUAGACGAGUGUAUCACCACGAUGAUUAUGCACCACCUUUUUUACAAUAUGAAUAUCACUCCACUUUCUCGCAGAAACGUGAUGAGAAGAAAGAUAAAGAUCAACUACGGGACAUUGUUUGAUUUAACACAAAACUCUCGGAGCUAAUUAAGAGAAAUGAAGGGUGGAUCGCACGUAGAAAUUACAAUUUGUAAUCGGGAGUUUAUAACAAUUAAUAGACACCUGUAAAAAUACCAGAAUAUCCUGGUUUCUUAUUUCUGUUUACAGGUAUAUGUAAAGUACACAUUAAUCAAACCAGCGGAGUCAUCACCACGCCAAAUUACCCUGACAACUACCCGAACUAUAUGGACUGUCUCUGGACGAUACAGCUUCACCCUGCCAUGCUAAUCCCGCUAGUAUGCGACGAAAUCGCCAUAGAAAAGGAAGAAGGCUGUCCGUAUGAUUACAUGGAGAUACUGGAGGGCGAUGGUCUUCACUCUACGGUCAUAGAAAGACAUUGCGGAGUUUUGCAUCGGUCUCUGACGAUCGAGCGAAACGGAAGUUUGAGCAUACGGUUCGUGUCCGACCAGGAUAAAGAAAAUAAAGGAUUCCGUUGUUCAUAUAACAUUCUCAGAGGUUAGUUGGUAAUAAUCUACAUUAACUUAAAAUGCUAUAUCUUUAAAUAACCGAGCUGAUUGGCAUUUUUUUUAUGAUACAUCGCACAGCUCACGUAUCCUCUAUCUCCUCUGUUACGUGUUCCUUUGAAGAGAGAAUCAAGCUAAGCGAUUGAAUCCCUUGGCAGAUGUCUUGCUCAAAGUUCGUGCUUCUAAUAUUACUCAAAUUGUCUGGUUUGUCAGCAAUCACUUGCCAUCUGAAGAUUUAAUUCGUGCCGUAAAUACUAUUUGUAAAACCACAUGAGAGAGAUCUAAAAAUAGCUUAUUAGAAGGGAUAAGGACUUUACGUAGUGUGCAUUCUCUUGAUUUCUUCUUCUCGCCUCGUUGCCACCAAGAAGCGUAGAAAUGUUUGGCUGUAAUCGCCAAAUACCACAAAUCGUAAACUUGCUCAAUAUAAAUGACUAAAAAACGAUAUUUCUAUAAGGAAAGUGAGUAAAUAAUUAUCAACACUUUAUUACCUAUUUAAUUGGACUUGUGUGAGAAGUAGAAAGCUGUCUUCUGCUCUUAUUCGAGUAGCUUUUCAUGGUCUUAAGACUAUUAUUAAGAUAUCAUAAUGUUUAUUACUGAUGAUCUCUUAACGAUUGGGAUGUAAUUACCCAUAGUUAUUAACAGAUUAACUGGUUUGAUAGCACAAAAAGUACCAUUAUAUCACAAACCAAAUUCUGUCAUAAGAUAACUGACACGCACAAACUUGACAAAGAUUAUCAUUCUGUAAUUCAUGUAAACAUCACUGGAAUAGUAACCUAACUACACGAAAAAGGAAAAAGUCAAAUAGA